Exophiala spinifera is the source of this 1380-nucleotide messenger RNA. RefSeq lists its product as uncharacterized. Bases 1 to 1380 code for a protein of 459 amino acids. NCBI's taxonomy places the organism in Eukaryota, Fungi, Ascomycota, Eurotiomycetes, Chaetothyriales, Herpotrichiellaceae. Gene Ontology annotation, molecular function: acyltransferase activity, transferring groups other than amino-acyl groups. The transcript has 3 exons. The record is from RefSeq and is a predicted model, not a curated record.
AUGUCUUCCUUUAACAACGCAUACGUGCUAGGCGUUGGUGUCACAAAGUUCAUCAAACCAAGACAACUCAGAACAUAUCCCGAACUGGGCUUCGAGGCGGGAACAAAGGCUCUUCUCGACGCACACAUCACUUACGACGAUGUACAGGCUGGCGUAGCGUGCUACUGUUAUGGAGACACGACUUCGGGCCAACGCAUCUUCUAUCAGUUCGGCAUGACGAAUAUCCCUAUCUACAACACCAACAACGCCUGCGCGACCGGCAGCACUGGUCUCCAACUCGCCAGGACCCUGGUCAAAGGUGGAAUCGUUGAUGUUGCCAUGGUCAUUGGCUUCGAAACGAUGAAACCUGGUUCGAUCAAAAGUGUCUGGGACGACCGUCCGAGCCCAAUGGGCCUUGGCACCAAAAUAAUGGAGGACACCUACGGCAAACAUAACAGUCCUAGGAAUGCGCAGUUCUUUGCGAAUGCCGGAAGAGAAUACAUGGAAAAAUACGGCGCCGAAGCACGCGAUUUCGCUGAAAUAGGCCGGAUCUCACACGAACACUCGUCUCGUAACCCCUACGCCCAAUUCAACCAGGUCUAUACUCUCGAGGAGAUUGAGAAGUCGCCAAUGAUUCACUACCCGCUCACCAAACUGCAGUGUAGUCCUACAUCUGAUGGCGCCGGUGCAGCCGUUAUUGUGUCUCAACGAUUCCUCGAUUCUCGGCCCGAACUCAAAUCCCACGCGAUCUUGAUGGCCGGGCAAUCCCUCAUGACCGACUCGCCCGCGCUCUACUCCCGCGGGGCGAUGGACCUCGUGGGGUUCGACAUGACCAAGCGGGCCGCGCAGGCGGCGCUUUCCGAGGCCGGGGUCAACCCGCGCGACGUCAGGGUGUGCGAGAUGCACGACUGCUUCUCGGCCAACGAGCUCAUCACGCUCGAGGGCUUGGGCUUCUGCGACCAGGGCCAGGCCCACAAGAUGGUGCGCAACGGCGACAUCACGUACGGCGGGCAGGUCGUCGUCAACCCGUCCGGCGGCCUGAUCAGCAAAGGCCACCCGCUCGGCGCGACGGGUCUGGCCCAGUGCGCCGAGCUCACGUGGCAGCUGCGCGGCUGGGCCACCAACGGCCGCCUGGUCAAGGACAUCGACGUCGCGCUGCAGCACAACCUCGGCCUCGGCGGCGCCGUCGUCAUCACCGUGUACAAGCGCGCCGACGGGCGGAAGAACACCGACGUCAAGCUGAGCGACGCCGAGAUCGCGAAGCUCUCCGGCCUCGGAUACAACCCUGCCGUUGAGGCCCGGGGGGUCACGAGGGCGGAGGCCGACAAGGUCCGGAGCAAGACUGCAAAAUGCGACUUCGCCCUCGGCGACACGGCCGACAAGUUGCAAGCGAGGUUGUGA